Molecule: messenger RNA, 474 nt
Organism: Drechmeria coniospora
Lineage: Eukaryota; Fungi; Ascomycota; Sordariomycetes; Hypocreales; Ophiocordycipitaceae
Exons: 2
Coding region: 1-474 (157 amino acids)
Source: RefSeq, a predicted model, not a curated record
AUGAAGCUCCUUCCAGCCCUCACUCUCGCAGCGCUCGUGACCGCUCAAGCACCGGCCAGGUCGAUGGAAAGCGUCCAAGCGGAACAGUUGAACGCACUUAGCGCUUGGAGAUACGCGAGAGCCGUUGAACGUUCGGCCAUGCUCAUAACUCACAAUGUUCAAACGAUCUCGAAAAUCGGACAAACCACGUUGGACGAUGCCUUCGCCGCCGUUGAUACCCUGUCCAAGGACGAAGAGGAGCACAUGAAACCUGUCCGAGAACUCAUGAAGAAUAUUAUAAACGGCCAAGAGCUAGAAUCCUUUGCUUCCCUUGUGAAGAAAGCGGAAUUAACCUCUCGAGAAACUGCGUAUAUGGCGUAUAGGAGAUAUGACAAGCUCGGAGAAGAAAUAGAUGGCUUGAGGAACCAGCGGCCCGUGCAAAAACAAGGGGCUGGCCUUUAUGGCUCUGCACUCCACGCCGCACCGAGCAAGUAA